Messenger RNA from Lineus longissimus, 3768 nucleotides. RefSeq lists its product as uncharacterized. The transcript is spliced from 8 exons. NCBI's taxonomy places the organism in Eukaryota, Metazoa, Nemertea, Pilidiophora, Heteronemertea, Lineidae. The coding region runs from base 289 to 1539 and encodes 416 amino acids. The record is from RefSeq and is a predicted model, not a curated record.
AGUCCUCACGGGUUUAUCAUGAAAAUUAACGAUUUUGCAUGUUUUGUUUUGAUGAAUUUCUCCUCUUAAUAUAUCGUUUUGUAUACUAAAUCAUGGAAGAAUUUCAAAAUUGAAAGCUCCAGAAGAAAGAGUAGAAUACAUUAUUUGAGAACUCAAAAGGCAAAAAGCUUUUGAAAUCUUUGGAUGGCUUGAAGGAGAAUAAAAAAAUUGGCAGUCUUCAUUGGAAAACUAUUUCAGAACCUACUCCCUUACUGCUGGAUCCUUGAAAGGUUGUGGUCCUCAUAAACCAUGUUGUCUUUCCAAUGGUCAGUGUUGUUAAACCUGCACCACAGAGCCUUUAAGACAAUGGCUCUCAAGUCUGUGUUUUUGGCUGUGAUACUCGCCCUUUCUGUCGGGACAACUUUUGUCGAGAGUUCCACGACCACGUCCACGGCGUCUCCUGCUGCUGGUUUCACAACAGAAAUCUUACCAACUAAUUCUACAAUAGCCUUCAUUUCCACAAGAACACAAAGCCCAAAUGAUGUAAAAGGUGCUUACUUCCCACCUACAGAUCUCCAAGCAAAUAUAACUUCCAAUAGGACGGUAUUUGUGACAUGGAAGCGGCCACCUAAAGACAAGUCUCCACCUAAACCACUAUUUCAGAUCUGGUUAGCCUAUAGGAAUGCCAAAAACAUCAAAGUCUCCAACUUCACAAAAAUAGACUCGACCACGUCUAACUUUGGAAAGUACAUCCCUAAGAAACUUCUGCAUGAUAUCUUAAAUGAUGAUAGGCUCGAACAACGUGUGGUAUACCUUGUGUUUAAAGUGCGGACAGUAAGCAGUGAUGCUGAGGAUAAGACUGUGGGGAAAUUCUCCAAGACGGUCGAUCUUCUGUUGAAGAAACCAAAGCCAAAAGUGAACGCUGAGCCCUACCUGGCCCCGAUGAACCUAUCUGCAAAGAUCUCUCCGAAUGGAACAGUCCGCGUGACAUGGAAGUCUCCUCCAAAUGGUCAGCCACCAGAAAAACCAUUGUAUGACAUCCAGAUAGCCUAUGGCACCCACCCUAGUGUGGCGCCCUCGCCAUUUAAAGACCUAGAGAGAGGAACCACAACAUAUAUCGAGAGCGACAUUGGAAAGUUGCUGCGGCGGUUCGUGGAGGAUGAUGAGGACAAGCUUGUCUCGUAUCUGCUGUUCCGUGUCCGAGCUAUUAAGGUCGUAGCGAAGAAAGUGAUCAACGGAAAAUUUUCUGUUUUUCUCAAAGUUAAAAUACGAGCAUCGCAGCCUAGAAAUUUUACGCAACCCAAAAAUACCAAGACGUGGAUAUAUGUUGUGGCGCCACUAGGGGGUGUGAUUGUAGCAUUGAUCAUUAUCCUCGGCGUGUACUGUCACAAGCAGUACAGGAUACGAAAGUCCUACAUGUCUUAUAUUAGGACGCAAUAUGAUACGGAGUCUGAAGCUUUGUCGGUUAGCAAUGAAAACUUUGGUUUAGAUUCGGACAACCAGCCUCAGAUACGUUUCUCAGACGGAGAGGGCGAUGAUGAAUCGUUGAUUGUGGCAUGAGGCGUGUGAAUUAAACACCUUGUUUUUACAGAAUCUUGAAAUAAUGGGAAAAUGUGUCGACACCUGCAAAAGAUUCAGGCAUAGCAGCUCACUAGUUUGCAAUAAAAGGAAUUGACCGAUGGCGUCAGAUUUUUGGUUGCUGAGCAGUAGACUCUUGAAAAUGUGCUCAAAAACAACACCUUUCAUUCAGAAUCUAAGGAUAUCAGCUGACCUAUUUGCAUUGAAAUGAAUCUGCUUGCUGUCUCAGACUUUGAACAUUUGGACUUGGGUCAUUAUGACCAGUAAGGCUUAGACACCUGAUUCAGUGCGCUUGAAGGCUUACUGUACUUUAUCCAUGUCCCUUUGCAUUCAUGUGCAACUUUCUCUGGUAAAAGUUCCUCCUGGUAGGCACUUCGGGUCAAAUACAAAUACUGAGUCAUGGAGGUGUACACUGCCAUCCCUGUUUUUGGCAGAUGUUGUCAAGGAUCACAGGUCUUGGUCAAAUUGAUGUUCUUCGACCUGCUGGUCAUUUUUUUGCAUACUCAUUGAAUAAAUGAUCCCAAAGGUGAUGAAGAGGGUUUAUAAAGUAAAUAUUACUAUUUAUUGUGUCGUGCACUUUUUGGUGCUCAAUACUUCUCAAAUUUCACUUGGGGGAAAUAAUAAUUCUAAUGUGUAUUAUACUACAUGUAGCUAUGAAUAUCUUGUUGUAAUUUGGUAAUGUGUGUUAAGAACUCCAAGUUUACUGGCUUAAGCAAAAACUAUACUAGCCUCUCCUUGGCUCAGGUGCACAAAAGAUUUACCAAUGCUCAUGUAAAUGCUAAUGCCAUGUUUCCUUUGUCUCUCAUGCCAUUUGCCAAAUCUAUUGCUUGACUUGGCCAACAAGCAAUGGAAAAAUCACAGAGUUCAUCACGUUCGGUAUUUUUUUUUACGUUGAUCUGGCCUAAGGAACUCGACUGACCUCGUGUCACUUAACUGUGGUAGUGUGAUCGCUAAGAGUAAUGUUACACAACCCUGGGCAGCUGGUGGCAUAGUUGGCAUAGUUGACAAAGUUUAGUUAACACUGUAAAUCAGUGUUACUCUUAGGCAUUGGUUAUGUCUACCCUGAGGAUAACCUGGUGUUUUGCAACACCACUCUCUUUCGGUAAGUGUGACAUUCCCGAUCGCUAAGAGUAAUGUUACACAACCCUGGGCAGCUGGUGGCAUAGUUGACCAAGUUUAGUUAACACUGUAAAUCAGUGUUACUCUUAGGCAUUGGUUAUGUCUACCCUGAGGAUAACCUGGUGUUUUGCAACACCACUCUCUUUCGGUAAGUGUGACAUUCCCGAAUUGAACUAAGUACCUGUGGCUAGAACGAUAUGAAAAAUGCUUGACAGUGUUGCAGGCUCGGGGGUAAAAUUGUGCCUGGUAAGUAGAUUGGAGCUGCACUGCCCUUCAUCACUGUAGUCAAAGUGAGCAUUUUGAACUACCUAGGGCUUCCGAGCAGAUUUCAGUUUGCAUCUGGCUAUGAUAUGAUAGGUCUUGACUUGCGUGUGAGAAUUGGUGUAGAAUUGGUCCUUUUAAAAGGUCUUGGGGCGAGAGUGAUCUUGGGUGGUUUUUGGUGUGGCAGGAUGAUGCCCGCAGUCAGAAACGACAUAACAGCCUUCUUAGGGUUUUGAAAUCAGCCGAUGCAGCCAUGUUAUGUUUGGACGCAUCCGUCUGUUGUAGAUGUUUCGUGUAUAUUUUAUAGGUCGAUGUAUUGUGUGUUUUUAAUGUAGAUCGUACAACAUUUUAAUUAAGACAAAAAAAUAUUCAAGGUGGUGCAGUUAUAUUGUUCGUAAAGGAUGUCAAAUCAUGACCAAUUCUGGUGUUAACUGUGUGUCCAUUUUGUCAUAAUAGGAAUGUAGACCUGUAGCUAAAUUUUUGGUCAUGGGGGGGGGGAGGCUACUGAACUCGUUAUAUCACAUCUUACUCCAGCGCAUCCCUACUGCACAGCUUGACUUGAGACCUCAAUUCUGCACAUUUGGGGGAAAAUACCACUGUCGCACCAGUUUCUCCACAUAUCAAAUCAAAUAUGCACUACAGCCUAGCUUAGUGGAGUCUCGUCAAUUAUGAUUGUGCCCCAUAGGAGUGUAACUCUUAGAGCAAUAGUUCAUAUUAAUUGUGUUGUACGGAUGGUUUUGUUGUUAGCCUAUUGUUAUUGAAUAAAAGCCUCUGUAAAUAGCGAUGCAUGUAUGUAUGGUGGUUAUGCAAUAAAAUGACUGGAAUUGUAAA